This is a messenger RNA of Staurois parvus, 444 nucleotides long. The record is from the annotation of a GenBank genome assembly. NCBI's taxonomy places the organism in Eukaryota, Metazoa, Chordata, Amphibia, Anura, Ranidae.
AGGUAUCCCCAUCAGAGUGCCCCUUUACAUCAGGUAUCCCCAUCAGAGUGCCCCUUUACAUCAGGUAUCCCCAUCAGAGUGCCCCUUUACAUCAGAGUGCCCCCCUUAACAUGAGAUGCCCAGAGUGCCCCCCUUAACAUAUGAUGCCCAUCAAUGUGCCCCUUAACAUAAGAUGCCCCUCAGAGUGCCCAUUAAUAAAAGAUGCCCAUCAGAGUGCCCCCUUAAACAUAAGAUGCCACUCAACAAGAUAUGCCCAUCGGAGUGCCCCUCUACACUAUAUGCCCAUCGGAGUGCCCCUCUACACUUUAAUGCCCAUCGGAGUGCCCCUCUACACUUAAUGCCCAUCGGGUGCCCCUCUACACUUAAUGCCCAUCAGAGUGGCCUCUUAACAUAAGGGGCACUUAUGGGCACAUUUAUAUGAAGGGUCACACUGAUGGGCACGUU